AUGGCGAGAAAGAGUAAGGGACGACAAAAGGUUGAGAUGGUGAAGAUGAAUAAUGAAAGCAAUCUCCAAGUCACUUUCUCCAAACGUCGAGCUGGACUUUUCAAGAAGGCAAGUGAAUUGAGCACUCUAUGUGGGGCUGAGAUUGCUAUUAUCGUCUUCUCACUCGGUCGAAAGGUCUUUUCUUUUGGUCAUCCUUGUGUCGAGACUGUGUUGGAACGUUUUGUUAGUGGUAGUCCACCACAAGCUACUUCUGGAACCAUGAAACUCAUUGAGGCUCAUCGGAACGCUAGCGUCCAUAAGCUCAACAUGCAGCUCACUCAGGUUAUCAAUCAAUUGGAAAUCGAGAAAAAUCGCAAUGCGGAGCUUAAGGAAAUACAAAAAAAAAAUGUGAGAGUAAGUUGGUGGAUGGGUCCGAAAAAGGAAAUGAGUUUCUCACAACUUGAGCAUUUAAAGACAUCUCUUAAGGAAUUGAAGAAGAAAGUUACUGAAGAAGCUGAGACGAUUAUAAUUCAGAACAAAUUAAACAUGAUGCCUCAUGUAUUGAACGACCCAAAUGCGAUACCUAACGUGUUCAAGGAUAAUCCCAAAAUAUAUAUUCAAGGAAAUGGGAAAAAAAGAUUCUACUAA
Messenger RNA from Carica papaya (papaya), 627 nucleotides. The record is from RefSeq and is a predicted model, not a curated record. NCBI's taxonomy places the organism in Eukaryota, Viridiplantae, Streptophyta, Magnoliopsida, Brassicales, Caricaceae.